GAAGUGGUCAACGAGUUUGUUUAACGACUGAUACUUGGACUUCAGUCCAAAAUAUUAAUUAUAUGGUCAUAACAGCUCAUUUCAUUGAUGGUGAUUGGAAUUUACACAAAAGAAUUUUAAACUUUUGUCAAAUAGCUAAUCACAAAGGAGAUACCAUAGGAAGAGCAAUUGAAAAAUGCUUGCAAAGUUGGGACAUUGACAAAAUUUUUACUGUGACGGUUGAUAAUGCUAGCUCAAAUGAUGGAGCAAUGACAUAUUUGACUAGAAAGCUUAAGGAGAGAAACGUGUUGGUGUUAGAUGGUGAAUUUCUCCAUGUUCGAUGUUGUGCUCAUAUCUUAAAUUUGAUUGUUGGUGAUGCUUUAAAAGAUUUGCAUGUAUCUAUCGUUCGUAUUAGAAAUGCUGUAAAGUAUGUUAGGUCAUCUCCUACAAGAUUGCAAAUAUUUAAAGAUUUUGCUAAAGAAGAUAGCAUUUCAACAAAGAGUUGUCUUACUAUGGAUGUCCCAACACGAUGGAAUUCAACCUUCACUAUGUUGGAUGGAGCAAUUAAGUUCAAAAGGACCUUUGAAAGAUUAGAGGAUCAUGACCGAAAUUAUAUUGCAGAAGGUGACAGACCAACUAAUGAAGAUUGGGAUAAUGCUAGAGUAUUCGUAGGGUUCUUGAAAAUAUUUUCAGAUGUUACUCUAAAAUUUUCAGCAUCCAUGUCCGUGACUUCGAAUAUAUUCUUCCACGAAGUGUGUUUGGUUCAGGAAACAAUUCGUGAAUACUCUUUGUAUAAAAAUUACUUGUUGAGUAAAAUGGCAUUAAGAAUGCAAACAAAAUUUAACAAGUAUUGGGGUGUAACUACAAGUGAGAAGAUCAACUUAUUGUUAUAUGUUGCAGUAGUUUUUGACCCUAGAUAUAAGUUAAAUUAUGUGAGUUAUUGCUUUCAUGAAUUUUUGGAAGAAGAAAGUGCAAAUUUGUGGACAAAUAAGGUUGAAGCAACAUUACGUCAAUUGUGUGAUGACUAUUAUACAAGACUGUCAGUGACAAAGGAAUAUCACUCUCAAACACAAUCGACACCCGUAGAAACAUCAAGUGGUCAAGGUGAAAUACCAUCUAAUUCUUCUAGUGCAUCUUGUGGAAUUGGAAUUUAUAAGGUACGUGCUGCUGUUCAUGAUAGAUAUAAACAGAGUAAAAAAAAAGAUUCAUAUGAUGGAAAAACAGAAGUCACUCGUUCUCAUCUAAACAGAAGUCACUCGUUAUCUAGAUGAGACUUGUGCUGAAGAUGAAAAUUUUGAUUUAUUAAACUGGUGGAAGGUGAAUUCUAGUCGACUUAAGGUUAUUAGCCAAGUAGCUAGGGACAUCUACAACAUUCCUAUAUCUACUGUUUCAUCUGAGUCAGCUUUUAGUACUAGAGGACGGGUAUUGGAUUCUUUUAGGAGUUCAUUAACUCCUCAAACUGCAGAGGCACUCAUUUGUGCUCAAAAUUGGCUUCAAUCUAAACCUCUUGAUGACAUGUGUGAAGAAAUCGAUGGAGUAGAAGAAAUUGAUGAAGAAUACUCAAGCAUACGUAAGGAGAUGGAAGUUGCAUUCGAAAACAUGAAAUUCAAUCCUACAGUUUUAACUUCUACUCUCAAAUAUCGUUUAUCUCUAUUUCAUUAAUAAUUUAUUUUAUACUAUAUAUUAAGUAACAAUUCUUGUUUCUUUUGUAGAGUUCUGAAGUCUAGAGAUGGAACUGGAGUCAUGAUAGAAAUUGAGAUUUAACUUGUUACAUUUUGUAGUUUUUAUUAGAGUUUUGUAAAUCUCAUUAUUGGAAUAUUUGUUUACUUAAAAAGAUAUUUAGAAUCUUGUUUCUUUCAACUUCUAGACACUAUCUUUUAAACUUCGAAAGUAGAUGUUAUAUACGUGAUCACGUAUUUUAAUACAAAUGUAAUGUUAGGUUUGUUAGAACAUAAUUUAAAAUUUACACAGGAAUGAAGGGAGAGAAAAGGGAGGAAUGAAGGAAGGAAAAGAAGAAGAAGAACUAGAAAGAAAGAAAGGGGGAAAAAAAAUGGGUUCGGAUUUCGGUUAUUUUUCCCUGACCGAAAACCGAACCGAACCGCCAGGUUUUCACCCCUACUCAAUGAUGAUCAACAUAUAUUUACAACUAAGAGAUUAUGAGUUCGAUCCCAACCCCAUGUAAAUACGAGGCUUUCGUUCGUUUCCGGAUUUGAUAGUGCUGCAUGUUUGGGCAACUCAUUUCUUCACAAGGAUUAAAAAAAAGAAAAAAACCUCAUUUAUACAUAAGAAAGAAGAAAGAGAUGAAAAAAACAGGGAAAAAGGAAAAAAAAACCAUGCGUGUGCGUCUAGAAUUGCAACUGAAAACAAGUGGUUGCGAUUAAUCGGUGUGAAUGAGAAA
Messenger RNA from Momordica charantia (bitter melon), 2377 nucleotides. The record is from RefSeq and is a predicted model, not a curated record. NCBI's taxonomy places the organism in Eukaryota, Viridiplantae, Streptophyta, Magnoliopsida, Cucurbitales, Cucurbitaceae.